GGAAAGCAACAAAUGGAGUCAAAUACUACUUCUGUGAUUGAAGAAUUAUUUUCAAAUAUUUGUAACAAUAAGACUCAAUGGAUAACUAUUGUGAUUGUUUCAGCUCUGGUGUGGAAACUAUUGAGGAACUUAUAUCAAGUAGUUUAUAGUGCUGGUGGAAUUCAUUAUGUUAAUACUGAAAGAAGUCCUAUGAAAAUGACAGCAUGUCACAAUCCAUUCUUCUUUGAUUUGAAUGUCAACAAAUCAAGUUAUUCAGGUGUGGAAUGUACUCUGAAAUCAGAAAAAGAUUGUUACAUAAGAGUAUUUUGGGGUGUUCCUAUCUAUCUCUUAUUUGAACUUCUAAAUAGAAGUUGGUGUGAUAUGAAGUACUCUAUAAUAACAUGUGUACAGGAUGAUAGCUUCAGUAAGAAAUGCAUUUGCUACGACAUUCCUCGUCUAUUGCAUGCUGGUGAGGAAAAAAAUAUGUACUUCAAACCAGGCUGGAAUGUUGAUAGCUCAGCUUUUGAAUCACCUGAAGCUCACACACGUCAAAUUUAUCCAUUUGUUGUUAUCAUGACAUUGAUGAAAGAUGUUGAUAUGGAGCCUAGUUUAGUGGUGACAAUGGCUAAUGUUGUGCAUGUUCCUGAUAAGGUGCUUAAGCUUCAAUCACAACUGAUUGGACAAUAUGUUAAACUUUCUUCUGGCCCUGUUGGUUUGAUAAAGAAUAUAUUUUUAUCUUCACCUGCAACUUCAUCCAAUGGUGGUAUAACGACAGAUUUAUGCAUAGCAUGCUAUCAUCGAGCUGUUUCUCUAGUUUUAUUGCCAUGCCGUCAUGCUUGCCUUUGUGCUGUUUGUUUUGAAUUUUGUGAAACAUGCCCAAUUUGUCGAGGUCCUGCCAACUUCUAUUUUGAACUAUCCACUGUGCCUCGACAAUAAGUAUGAAGUUCUUCUUGAUCUGAAUG
Molecule: messenger RNA, 941 nt
Organism: Uloborus diversus
Lineage: Eukaryota; Metazoa; Arthropoda; Arachnida; Araneae; Uloboridae
Product: cell growth regulator with RING finger domain protein 1-like
Exons: 6
Coding region: 13-915 (300 amino acids)
Biological process (GO): negative regulation of cell growth
Source: RefSeq, a predicted model, not a curated record